Balearica regulorum gibbericeps (East African grey crowned-crane) is the source of this 1416-nucleotide messenger RNA. The record is from RefSeq and is a predicted model, not a curated record. Lineage: Eukaryota; Metazoa; Chordata; Aves; Gruiformes; Gruidae.
AUGGCUGCCUGCAGCCUGGCACUAGGACUGUGGCUCCUGCUGCUUCUCCAGGAUAUCCAGACAGCCCCACAGACAUCAUUAACCUCAUCUCAUUCCUGUGACACACUUGAGAAUUGGUUUUAUGAUGAAACUUCACAAAGCUGCUGUUACCAGUGUCCCUCAGGCUAUGUUAAAAAGAAAGCGUGUCCUAGUGACCCAGAUGAGGACUGCAUGAGGUGUGGACCUGAACAAUACGUGAACGAAGCAUUUCAAAAACCACAAUGCGAUGCUUGUGUAUCAUGCGCAGAAGAAUCUGACCUUGUGGAGAAAGAGCCCUGCUCCUUCAAUUCUAGUCGCGUGUGUGAGUGCCGCCCAGGCCUGUUCUGUCAAACCCCUGUUCUGAACACCUGCAUACGAUGCCAGCAGCACACUAUUUGCAAGCCUGGUUUUGGAGUCAAAGUCAGAGGCACCUCAACAAAUGAUGUUACUUGUGAAGAGUGCCCUUCUGGGACCUUCUCUGAUCAAAACUCCAGCACUGACAUCUGCAAGCCCCACACAAACUGUGCUGAGCUAAACAAAGUAGCACUAAGGAAAGGAAAUGCCACACACGAUCAGGUUUGUCUGGAACAAUUGCCUACCUACCUCACCCCAAGCACUUUGUCCAUGAGAUUCAGCAAUGAAACAAAGAAUUCUGACCUAAGGAGAUUUGAGGAGAACCUGGUGACCGUUGCUAGUGUCCUUUUACGUGCCACAACAACUGAGAACCCCAGUUCAACUCCUGAGGAGAAAGUUCCGGCUGGUCUAGUUCUUUGGGGAGUGGUUCUCUCUGUGGUAGUGCUACUUGUGGGCAUGCUGUUAUUUUGGAAAUGGAAGGUUUGCAAGAAGCGGAUCUUCAUCCUCAAAGGAAAGCCACAUCUGCAUUCCGUCACUUCACACAAAUCCAGGCUCAAAUCUCAAGGUUCUGAUCUAGUGAACAAAUGCGCAAAGAUCAUACUGACUGCCGACAGUGGGCCAGAAGAGAAGGAGUUAAUUGACAGAAUUCUCCCUUUGGAAACCAACAAUAACUUGGUCUCCAGCACAGAAAAAGCAGAUAGUCCUGAUCUGAGUCUGACUGAUGUGACACAGAGCAAUGGAAAUGCCCCAGACUGCCCCAUCGAUUCUCGAGUGAGAGACCACACAAAUAAUCGAAUUGAAAAAAUAUACAUCAUGAAGGCCGACACUGUUAUUGUGGGGUCCAUUUCAGAAGUGCCUAGUGGCAAGAACUGUGCUGCUAGAGCAUGUGAAAGUAACGAUGAUGCCCAGAAGAACAUGGAAGAGGAAGUGGCAAUGCACUAUCCAGAGCAGGAAACAGAGUCUUUUCCAGGGAACGACGUAAUGGUUCCUGUGGAAGAGGAGGGAAAGGAAUUUCAUCACCCCACUACUGCCACUGAAAAAUGA